AUGAGCGCAACCCAAGAGCACAAGAGCACAUCAAAGCUACUUUCAAGCGAAUUCCCACCUUCCUAUAAUGAUGUUAGCGGCGCCGUUAUCAUAAACCAAGAGGGCAAACAUCAAUUUCUGUCACCAGAGGAAGAGGUAGAACGACAACAUCGACUGCAGCAAGCAGUGCGCGAGAAGAUGUUAGGGUUACCACGAACGACAAAGUUUGAAUGGCACCAGGGAACAUUGGAGAUGUCGGGAAUUACAGCAACAUUGAACGAGGAACCACCAUUACCGCUGUAUACACCCUGA
Penicillium digitatum Pd1 is the source of this 291-nucleotide messenger RNA. RefSeq lists its product as uncharacterized. The record is from RefSeq and is a predicted model, not a curated record. NCBI's taxonomy places the organism in Eukaryota, Fungi, Ascomycota, Eurotiomycetes, Eurotiales, Aspergillaceae.